This is a messenger RNA of Rana temporaria (common frog), 5655 nucleotides long. It is a transcript of the gene KDR, whose product is annotated as kinase insert domain receptor. Gene Ontology annotation, cellular component: membrane; signaling receptor complex. Gene Ontology annotation, molecular function: growth factor binding; ATP binding; vascular endothelial growth factor receptor activity. Lineage: Eukaryota; Metazoa; Chordata; Amphibia; Anura; Ranidae. The transcript is spliced from 30 exons. The coding region runs from base 135 to 4172 and encodes 1345 amino acids. The record is from RefSeq and is a predicted model, not a curated record. Gene Ontology annotation, biological process: vascular endothelial growth factor receptor signaling pathway; positive regulation of kinase activity; endothelial cell differentiation.
UCGGACAGAGAGACACUCCGUGUGUGUUGUACUGGGAGCGGCACCGAGGAGCUGACUAUCACUGGGCACUAUCACUGGGCACAGGAGCUGACCAUCUACUCCUGGGGAACUAUACAUUACUAUAUUGUCAGUCCAUGAGAGCUCCUGACCUGGGAUGUAAUCUGUCUUCAAUGGACAAUCUGAGGAUUAAGAUGAUGCUGAUGGUAAUUGUGCACUGCUGUCUGCUCGGGUCUCUUAUGGCAUCAGAUUUUCCAACGUUAAGUAUUAAGGAGAGUAAUCUGGUAAUACCUUCAAACAGUACACUAAACAUCACGUGCAGUGGGGAGCAGCCAGUAGAGUGGUGGUGGUCUGUAAACCUCAGCACUGAUGAUAAGCGUAUAUCCAUGAGUCAGUGUAAUGAGGAUGUCUAUUGCGAAAUCCUUGUGGUGAGAGAGAUCACAGCAAAUGACACUGGAAUAUUCAUGUGCUUCUACGAAGGAACUAAUGUUAACUCAACUGUUCAUGUGUCUGUCAUAGACCAGGAAUCUCCAUUUGUGCCAAAUGAUACCCCUAUUGUUGUGACCAUCCAUGGCACUGCUUCCAGCAAUGAAUCUGUCACCAUACCAUGCCUGGCCUCAAGACCUGAUCUCAACAUGACUCUGCGUACGAAGUAUGCAGACAACACGUUUGUUCCCAAUGGACGCAAUAUUCAGUGGCAUUAUCAGAAGGGGUUUACUAUCUCCAGUGGAUUGGUGAGGUUUGCGGAUAUGGUCUUCUGUGAGACAGCUGUCAAUGGAGAAACAUACAGAUCCCACAGAUUUAUUAUUGUAGUUCUAGAGUAUAUGAUCUAUAGACUGUCAAUGAAUCCAUAUCCUCAGAUCAAACUGGCUGUGGGGGACAGGUUGGAAAUAACCUGCAAAGCUCACAUGCCAUUAAAUGUCAGAGCCCAAUUCAGCUGGGACUAUCCUUCAAUGAUGGAUAAUGGAGUUGCGCAAGGUAAACUCAAUUCUGCACCGAGCGAAACGGAACAGUUAAGUACACUAACCAUAGACGAGGUAACUUUGAGCGAUGGAGGGAAUUACAGCUGCACAGCAGAUACAACAAGAAUGAAUAAGACUAACAGCACCACAGUCAUUGUGUAUGAAAAACCCUUUAUAUUAAUUGAUGACAACACGGAGAAGGUGUUCAUAGUGAAAUCUGGAGAUCGUGUCAAGAUACCAGUAAAAUUUACAGCAUUUCCUGAUCCUGAGGCCAAAUGGAUUAAAAAUGGUAAACUCUUUCACAAUCACAAAACGCCAUACCUGCUGUCUAUCAAUGAAUGCAGUGAAAGGGACUCUGGCAAUUAUACAGUUGUUCUUACUAACCCACGGACAAAGGAUAAUGAGAAGUACAGUUUCCAGCUCAUUGUGCACGUCCCUCCAAACAUAUGUGAAAAGGCAGUAUCUACUUCUGUGGAAUCAAUUAAGUUUGGCAAACGUUCUACCCUAACUUGUACUGCAUCUGGGAUUCCAGCACCAGUUAACAUCCAGUGGACAUGGCAGCUGCUGGACGAAUGCAUCUCAUCAUCUCAAGUGCACAGUGAAAAGAGGAAUACUUACAGCUGCCCAAGUUGGAGGAAUAUUCUGGACAAACAUGCAGGCAAUACAGUUGAGAUGCAUAAAACUAAUACAGAUGUCAUAGAAGGAAAAAUAAAGACUGUGAGUAAGCUGUUUAUUGCAGCAGCUAAUGUUUCUGCAAUUUACAAAUGUACAGCAACAAAUGAAGCUGGAAAAGAUGAACAUAUUGUUGCUUUCCUUGUUACACGGGAGCUUAGCAUCAGCAUGAGCCCUGAAGGCAAGCUCACCGAAAGGGACAACUUGACCCUCAGAUGCAACGCUGAUAGAGAUACAUAUGAGAAGCCCACCUGGUUCAAGUUGCGCUCUGCUAGACCAGGCUUAAAAGUCAGCUGUGAAAACUUGAAUGCUUUCAGUAAAAUGGAAAUGGAUUCCACCAUUGUGGAUACAGAUGGAGUAAAUAUCACCUCGGAGCUGUAUUUACAAGACAUCUCUUGGCGUGACCAGGGUGUCUAUAUGUGUAAGGCAUAUAAUAGGAAGAUGCAGAAGACUGAAUGUUCUACCACAGAAAUAAACAUUCUUGCACUGAAAGUUCCCUUCAUUUCCCCUGAACUGAAGAAUCAGACUACCAAUAUUAGUGAGACGGUGGAGGUGCGCUGCCAAGCCGCUGGUACUCCUGAUCCAAGGAUCGUUUGGUUCAAAAAUUCCCAUGCUCUGGUUGGAGACUCAGGGGUUAUAUUAAGGGACCGUAACAGAACCUUGACUAUACAACGUGUAAGAAAACAAGAUGAAGGGUUUUAUUCCUGCCGAGCCUGCAACGAUUUGGGUUGUGCACAAGCAGAAAUGUACUUUACAGUGAAUGGCUCUGAAGAGAAAACAAAUCUGGAGCUCAUUAUUCUGGUUGGCACCGGUGUGAUUGCCUUGUUCUUUUGGAUGCUUCUUGUAAUCAUCCUCCGGACCGUAAAGAGGCCCGAUGAAGGGGAACUCAAGGCUGGUUAUUUAUCUAUAAUUAUGGACCCUAGUGAAGUACCACUUGAUGAACAGUGUGAAAGACUACUCUAUGACGCAGUACAUUGGGAGUUUCCAAGAGAUCGCCUCAAUUUAGGGAAACCCCUUGGUCGUGGGGCUUUUGGGCAAGUUGUGGAAGCCGAUGCUUUUGGAAUCGAUAAAACUGGCACUUGCAAAACCGUUGCAGUGAAAAUGCUGAAAGAGGGCGCAACUGAUAGUGAAUACAGAGCAUUGAUGUCAGAGUUAAAAAUCCUCAGUCAUAUUGGUAAUCAUCUGAAUAUUGUGAACUUGCUUGGAGCCUGCACCAAACCAGGAGGUCCACUGAUGGUAAUUGUUGAAUACUGCCAAUUUGGAAACCUAUCUGCAUAUUUAAGAAGUAAAAGGAAUGACUUUGUUCUGUACAAGACCAAGUCUGUGAGGUACAGACAGGCGAGACAGCACUAUGUGGAAACACCUAGGGAUCUAAAGAAGAGACUGGACAGUAUUGCCAGCAGCCAGAGCUCAGCUAGUUCUGGUUUUGCAGAAGAGAAAUCUCUGAGUGAUGUGGAGGAAGAAGAAGUUGAAGAGGUUUGCAAGAACCAGCUCGGCAUGGAGGACCUCAUCUCAUACAGCUUCCAGGUGGCGCGUGGCAUGGAGUUUAUGGCCUCACGUAGAUGCAUUCAUCGGGAUUUGGCAGCUCGUAAUAUACUUCUGGCUGACAACAAUGUGGUCAAAAUCUGCGACUUUGGCUUGGCACGUGAUGUCUAUAAAGAUCCAGAUUAUGUACGGAAAGGGGAUGCUCGUCUUCCUCUCAAAUGGAUGGCACCAGAGACCAUUUUUGACAGAGUCUACACAACACAAAGCGAUGUGUGGUCAUUUGGGGUCUUGCUAUGGGAAAUCUUCUCAUUAGGUGGAUCCCCAUAUCCUGGUGUCCAGAUUGAUGAAUAUUUCUGCAGAAGGUUAAAAGAGGGGACACGGAUGAGAGCUCCAGAUUACGCAACUGUGGAAAUAUAUCAAACAAUGCUGGACUGCUGGCAUGGAGAUCCCAUACAGAGACCCACCUUUACUGAACUAGUGGAACAUCUGGGAAAUGUUUUGCAAAGAAAUGUGCAAUUGGAUGGAAAAGACUACAUUCCAAUAUUGACUUUGAACAUUGAAGAAGAUUCAGGUCUCUCAAUGCCGACCUCACCUGUUUCCUGUAUGGAAGGAGAGGAAAUGUGUGAUGCAAAAUUCCACUAUGACAGCACACCCGGAAUACGGAUAAUCCAAAACACAAAGAGAAAUAGUCGGCCUGUCAGUGUGAAGACAUUUGACGACAUCCCUGUAGAGCCCGCAGUAAAAGUAGGCCCUGAUGAUAACCAAACAGAUAGCGGGAUGAUACUUGCAUCAGAAGAGCUGAGGACACUGGAGAACACACAAACGGAAGCAGAGUUAUUUAGUAUUCUGAUGCCAAGUAAAAGCAAAGAAUCGGUCACAUCUGGAUCCUCAAACCAAACCAGUGAUUACCAGUCUGGAUACCACUCAGAUGACACGGAAACUGCACACGACACUAAUGAAAAAACACAGCUGCUAAAAAGGGAAAGUUCACUUGAUACCUGCUACAUGGAAAAAAAAACACAUCAAGCUGUUAUCGAACUGAGCACUGAGGUAUAGACACUCAGAACUGUUAACAUCACACAAUGCACUAAUAGAGACUGAACGAAUGGAAAUCUACUCUACAUGAGCACCAUUGAAGGACAGUAUUUCAGUUCUCUACAGAACAAAGUCCCCUGGAUGUUUCAGUACCAAGUCAUAAAUAGCUUGGCCUCAAAAAUAUUGAAAUUUAAAAAUGUUUAUACUGUUACAGAAACAGGGUAUGGAUCACUGGGAGCCAAAUGUCAUAUCUGGACACUGAGUGACUCACAGAUAGAUUUCCUAAAGACUUGUGAGGUUGGUAGGGUACCUGCAUGCCUUAUAUUAAUGCCAAGCCUGGGAACAGAUCUGCAAUUGUUAACAGCAGUAUGGAUUUAUAAACAGACUCAGCCAGAACAUCACUAAUGGAACUGAACUGGGUUCUAUGGAAAUCUAAAUAUGAUAAUAAUGUUACAUACAGAAUUUUGAAUGUUAUUGACAUGUAAUUGUACACCUGAUUACAGAUAUGCCACAUCUAUUCCAGUAUUCAAUGGAUACACAUUACAGUACUGUGUAUCCUUGUUUGAGACAAUUGUAAAAAAUUGUUUCAUAGAUGAAACAAAAAUAACUUCAGUUUGUGGCCCUAUCUGAAGGUCCUUUUGAUGGCACGAAAAGUAUAUCUUGAUAUCUGUGCUGUAAAUAUGAGAUCAUCCCAAUAAUGAGGCUUGUAACACUUAUUUUAUACAAAGCCUGAUGCCACUCAACUGGUGGCCCUCAAGAAACUUUGAAAGUCUAAUUUUGACUGGACAGUGUAGUCAAAGGUUCACUGUUGAAUAAGCCCAAUUCUAUGUCAUUUGAAGAACAGGAGUCAAUAAAUAAUACACUGGCUACAUGCUAUAUAUAAGUUGCCAAAGCUUGGUCUAUUAAUGAUGUUUUAUGCCUGGGCAAUAUGUAUUGUAAUAAUACACAAUAAUUUAAUAAGAGGCGUGUAACAUAUGGAGCUAACUCUGCAGUAACUGUUUUGUUUUCUGUAUUCAAAAAUGCAAACCUGGCACCUUAAUACUAUGCAAGCUUAGUUUUUACAGAUUUACGGGUCUAAAAAAGUGUGUAAUACCCAUUAUGCACCACCUUAUACCAUCAUCAAGAACCUACUUGGGUGACACUGGAUAUUGUCUCACUAGGGGGCAAUACAAAUGGUUUAACAUUUAAAUAUAUAUACACUUAGUACUAAACUGAGAUCUGUGCCUUUUUUUUUACAGCCACACUUUUAGGGGUUGAUCUGCAAAAGGACUAGAACAUAUUUAAACUGAAAACUCACUUUGCAAAGAAUACCCAAUCAAGUGCGAGGAAAAAUAAAAACAGAGGAUUUUUUUGCUUGUAUAUGAUUGGCUAAUUUAUGUCAGCAGAGCUUCACUUCAUUUACUAAGCUAUUGAAAAAUUCCACUGAAAGUGAAAAUUCACUUUAUUAAGUGAACAGUCUAAAUCAACCCCAGAGACACACACUCACACACACUUAUCACAUGCA